Messenger RNA from Wyeomyia smithii (pitcher-plant mosquito), 3100 nucleotides. RefSeq names its product dipeptidyl peptidase 3-like. The coding region runs from base 209 to 2371 and encodes 720 amino acids. Gene Ontology annotation, cellular component: cytoplasm. NCBI's taxonomy places the organism in Eukaryota, Metazoa, Arthropoda, Insecta, Diptera, Culicidae. The record is from RefSeq and is a predicted model, not a curated record. Gene Ontology annotation, biological process: proteolysis. Gene Ontology annotation, molecular function: metalloexopeptidase activity; dipeptidyl-peptidase activity. The transcript is spliced from 4 exons.
UGGCAUCUCUGGUUGCCGGCUCGUUUCAUUUGAUUGUGAUCGGCUUGUUUUCUUGCGUUGUGUUAUCAUUAAAGGCAGAUAAAUUACUUUUGUACAUUUAACGUUUUCUUCACUGACAGUUUUGUGUUCUCUAUUUCGCUUCUUCUGUAAAAAGUAUUAAAUUUUGUUGAAAGUUGCAUUUAUUAGUUGUGAUCUUGGCAGUCUAGAAAUGAUUAGAAAAGAUCAUCACAUUCUUCCCAAUACGCAGCCAGUUGCAGUUUUAGAAUGCGCCACUGCAUUUCGGGCUCUUACGGAAAAGGAAAAACUCUAUGCACAUCAUUUUAGUCAGGCAUCAUGGGCCGGAGGAUUGAUAUCGUUAGUUCAAUCGAGCCUAGAAGCUCCAAUUAUAUUUUCACUGCUGCAUCGCAUCUUUCUAUCAGAACCCAUAGAUGAACUUAGACAGGCCGCACUAGCGGCUAACGUUAGCGUGGAUGAUUUCACGGCUUUCCUGGUCUAUGCCUGCGGGUUUUGGGCCAACGCCGGAAACUAUAAAGCCAUGGGUGACAGUAAAAUCGUACCCAAUUUAGAUGAAAAUACGUUCGAGCAGAUAAUCAAAGUAUCAAAAGCAUUUGAAAAUGAUCGAACUACAAUUGAAAGUCUUUGGCAGAAGACAAAACGACCUAUAUUUUUACUUACUGAACGCACUAAAACUCUGGGUUUAUACGACCAAGGUAUAACUACAUAUCACUCCUCGAACGUGACUCGUAAGGAUACGGAUUUAGUCACCGAUUGGAUGAAGGAGAACAAAAUGGAAGCAUACAACUGUCGUUUGUUUAAGACCAUAGAGCAUGGUACCACUGUCUACAAUAUCAAACUUGCCUCUGCCGAAGAAGGUGAGAAAGUGGGCGUUACUAGAGCACCCACUGAAUAUAAAGGUUGCAUUUUCAAAGUCACCCGCGGUGAUUACCACGAAAUUUUACAGAAAGUGAACGAACAUAUGUUGGAAGCCAGCAAAUUUUCUGCUAACGAAAAUCAGAAGCAAAUGAUAGAAAAUUAUGUCAAAAGUUUCACAGAGGGUAGCUUAGAGCCACAUAAAACCGGAUCCCGAUAUUGGAUUAAGGAUAAAGGGCCCACGAUCGAGACCUACAUUGGGUUUAUGUUUACCUAUAGGGAUCCAGUUGGACAACGAGGUGAAUUUUAUGGAUUCGUAGCCAUGGUUAAUAAAGAGAUGUCUGCAAAAUUCGAGAGACUUGUUGAAAAUGCCGAAACGACUAUCAAAUUGCUACCCUGGGGCGAACACUAUGAAAAGGAUUGCUACUUGAAGCCCGAUUUCACCUCGCUAGAUAUACUAACAAUGGCCGGAUCAUGUUUGCCAUAUGGAAUGAACAUCCCCUCAUAUGAAGAGAUUCGCCAAGACGAAGGUUUCAAAAACGUCUCACUUGGAAACGUUUUGGCUAACAUGAACACAACAGAUCCGAUUCCUUUCCUCACGGAGCAUGAUCAAGAACUAAUGAAACGCUAUAAAGCUGCUUCAUUCGCAGUUCAAGUUGGACUUCACGAAUUGUUGGGGCAUGGCAGUGGAAAAGCGUUUCGAAUCGACGAAGAAGGAAAAUUCAACUUUGAUCAGCAGAAAGUCAAAAGUUUGCUUAGUGAUGAGUUGGUAAGUAAAUGGUAUAUGCCGGGUGAAACGUAUGACUCCAAGUUCAAGUCAUUAGGAUCAAGCUACGAAGAAUGCCGUGCCGAGGCGGUGGGCUUAUUCUUGUGCCUCAAUCAGGAUAUUUUAAAUAUAUUUGGGCAUUCAGAUCAGCAGGAGGCUGAAGAUAUUAUUUACGUGAAUUGGUUGCUAAUUGUUUGGGCUGGAGUAGGUAGCGCGUUGGAAAUGUAUAAUCCAACACAAAAAACCUGGCUGCAAAGUCAUAACCAGGCGCGAUUCGUAUUAAUGAAGGUCUUGCUUGAAGCAGGCGAUGGACUAGUGACCGUAGAAGAAACUGAAGCCGGUAAAAAUCUGCUGCUCACAUUGGAUCGCACAAAAAUAAAAACUGUAGGGAAGGAAGCUAUACGUCAAUUACUCGUGAAGCUGCAGUUUUUCAAAUCAACUGGAGACUUGGAGAAUGCUACCAAACUAUACAACCGUUAUUCAGAUGUCAAUGAGGAAGGGCCCCAUCCAUGGGCUAAGUGGCGUGAUAUUGUUUUAAUGCACAAGCGACCUCGGCUCAUAAACGUCCAAGCAAACACCAUACUGGACGAAAACGGUGCUGUCCAGCUUAAAUCAUACGAAUCCAGCUUCGAGGGUUACAUCCAGUCGUGGUUAGAUAGAAUCCCAAAUAAUGAAAUUGAUGAGAUCUUGGAACGGAUUCACGAACGAAAUAAGCAAUAUUUCGAAGAUAUUUGAUGAAACAGCAACAUUUGUUCCUCAAAUAAUAUUUUUAACGGGUUGACUAGCAACGGAUUACUAAAUGGCACAGACUCCAAGUAUUCCUUUCAACGAAUCAAUAAAUGACGACUCUCCUGCUGGGGGAUAGAAUAUCAUGUAAUAAAAAAUCGUUAAUCGAAGAUGUAUGGCAGUUUCCCAUUAAAAAAAUGUGUCUCCAAAAUAAAUAAUCUAACAGAGUUACUUUUUAUGUUUUAAGUUUAUUGAUCUUCCAACUGAAAAUCGUUGAAGGCUCUCGCACUGAGAGUUUCAAGGUCGUUUUUCAAGGUAAAUACUUUUCACAAUAUUAUGAACCACCCUAUGCCGGAUAAAUGCACCACCCUAAUGAAACAUAAUGUAUUCGAUGCUAGUUAUAAGGUAUAUAAUUAUACAGGCUGUUACUGCCGUGAUAAAAUUAAAUUCCAUAACCCGCGCGAGCAGCGCCAAUAAACUCAAAACGUAAAUAAACAGAAGAUCAAAUUUCAAUCGAAUGCUCCCGCAGGUAGCAUGUAGUAGCCAUGCACUCACAGGUAGAACGAUUGGCAACAAAAUAGUAAUUACGUAGGGUCAGCGUUUUGAGGCAGGUGGCUCACGCUGCCGUACUUUAAAGACUGUAUUAUACAUUGAUUUGUAAAUAUUGAAUUGUAAGCGUAAAAUUAGUAUAUAAGGAAAUUUUGAUUGAAUAAAAUCGAAGUUUAUGGUUAGUCUGAA